Messenger RNA from Klebsormidium nitens, 1860 nucleotides. The record is from the annotation of a GenBank genome assembly. NCBI's taxonomy places the organism in Eukaryota, Viridiplantae, Streptophyta, Klebsormidiophyceae, Klebsormidiales, Klebsormidiaceae.
GUUUCGUCGGACAGGAUUCCGGACGAAUCGGACGCUUGUGAGAGGCAGUUUGAGCUCUGCACUUCAAUCGGUCUCGGAAGUGUCCGACAGCCCUGGACUCUGGAGCCUGGAGGCGUCCGGAACCAGUGUAUUAAAGAUGUAAAGUAGGUACCUCCAGGGCUCUUCUGGGCUCAGAACUUGAUUGAUUCAUAUUAGGAGGUGGAUCGAAAAACACAUCAUCCAUUCAAAAAGCCAGCUCCAGCAGACAACAGUUUAGAUCUUUCAGGAUGGCUUCCACUACUGCGCUCUGCAAUGUUGUUGGUCCAGGCGGCAUCAAGAGCAGCUGUCAAGCCCCAAAAGCAUGCACCGCGUCAGUGAACGCCGUUGGCAGCAUUGCACCCUGGCGAUACCACAGCGCAUCAUCAGCUCCCUCUUCAAAUUUCCUGCACAACGAUCUUUUGAAAAGCCAGCGGCGUCUCAGUCUUCAACAGAAUGCUGCAACCAGGAGUGGUCCGCAAAGGGCCACACCGAGGGCCAGGGUGGCGGAACAAGUGGGGGUGAAGCAGGCGCUCAAGUACAACAAGCUGGGGGAGUCGGACCUGAUGAUCAGCGAGAUCACGCUUGGGACUAUGACGUGGGGCAACCAGAACACGGAGAAGGAAGCACACGAGCAGCUGUCAUAUGCAUUUGACCAGGGGAUCAACAUCUUUGACAGUGCAGAGAUGUACCCAGUUCCUCCCGGUCCAGACACCCAGGGGAGCACAGACAGAUACAUAUCAACCUGGCUCAAGUCGCAGCCUAGAGACAAGGUAAUUGUAGCGACCAAGGUCGCCGGCCGCAGCGACCGCAUCAACUGGCUCCGAGACGGCGGGGAGGUCCCGGCGGUGGACCGCAAGAACGUCAAGGAGAGCGUGGAGAAGAGCCUGCGCCGCCUGGGCACCGACCACAUUGACUUGCUGCAAAUUCACUGGCCCGAUCGCUACGUUGCACUGUUUGGAGAGGACCAGUUUGACCCGAGCAAGCGACGAGCAGCCGUAUCGUUCGAGGAGCAGCUGCGGGCGUUGGACGAGGUGAUCAAGGAAGGCAAGGUGCGAUACGUGGGCGUGUCCAACGAGACCUCGUACGGCGUCCUCAAGUUCAUCCACGCGGCCGAGCAGCACGGGUUGCCCCGCAUCGUCAGCAUACAAAAUAAUUACUCCCUCCUUGUGCGGAGCAAGUUCGAAGCGGAUCUGGUCGAGACGUGCACGGCGCCGGACGUGAACGUGGGCCUGCUCGCGUACUCCCCGCUGACGGGGGGCGCGCUCAGCGGCAAAUAUCUGGAGCCUUCCAGCGACGCCGCCAAGAAGGGGCGCUUCAAGGUCUUCCCCGGGUACCAGAACCGGUACAUCAACCAACUAGCAACGGAAGCCAUCCGGGCCUAUGCUGACGUCGCCGCGAAGCACGGGUACACCUCGACGCAGCUGGCGCUGGCCUGGGCACGUGACCAGAGCCAUGUGACCAGCGCAAUCAUUGGGGCGACCAGCAUGGCCCAGUUGAAGGAGAACCUCUCCGCCUGGACGCUUCCGCGGCCAUUGCCGCAGGAGGUUCAUGACGACAUAGCUGAGGUCUACAAGCGGUACCGGGACCCCACCUUGUUCUGAGUUGCGGGAUGACAUUGAUGUUGACCGAGCUUCGGUUAGCCGAGUCUUGAAUUCAGGUUCGGUGAUCCGAUCUGACUAUCAGUCCGAUGAACGGCUGUCACCUGAAAUUGCUCGCUUGUAAAUGAUAUUGACUUGCCCGUAAGGUACCUACACAGCGUUCCGCUCCUUUUUACACAUACGAAGCCUGAGUGCUUACGGAGGUCACGAAGAUAGCGCGGUGCAUGCAGAAGUCUGCGCCGCA